This is a messenger RNA of Biomphalaria glabrata, 6129 nucleotides long. Its product is annotated as inverted formin-2-like. Gene Ontology annotation, molecular function: small GTPase binding; actin binding. The coding region runs from base 187 to 3942 and encodes 1251 amino acids. The transcript is spliced from 19 exons. NCBI's taxonomy places the organism in Eukaryota, Metazoa, Mollusca, Gastropoda, Planorbidae. Gene Ontology annotation, biological process: actin cytoskeleton organization. The record is from RefSeq and is a predicted model, not a curated record.
ACUAUUCUAGACUCUAGUCUUUAGACAGUAGAUAAGUCAUCAUAAGUUUAACAAGUUACAAAGACUCAUUGACGCGAAGGAGUCGGACUCGGCCAGCCCAGGCUAAGCUGGCCUCUCGCAUCACUUCAUCAGUCAGAUAAUUAUUCUUUAUGUGCUGUGAAGUGCUAAUGCUGACACAUUCUAAAAAUGCGACCCACUGGUGUAGGAAAUACUACAGUAUCAUCACAGCAACUUGAGCAUCAAUUGGAUGGGUGUGAUCCAAUAUCAUGUAUAUUGUAUUCACACUCACCAUCUAUUCAAGUCUACUAUGCUCUUCGAAGUCGUUUGGAAAAUAGUUCAGAAGCAUGGCUUCAGGAAUUUGUUUCUCUGGAUGGACUGGACAGUUUACUUGACUCCCUGGGACACAUGAUUGGUUCCAAAUAUUCAGGCUUCACAGAUGCAAUCUUGCAGAUUGACUGCCUAUCCUGUAUAAGAGCUGUACUCAAUUCUCGUGUUGGCAUGGACACAAUAGUCAAUAGCACAGAUGGAAUUUACAAACUUCUGAAAGGAUUUGAUUUGGCCAACACACUCCCACGCAAACAUGUUGUAGAAAUCCUGUCAGCUAUAUGUGUUUAUAAUAAACUAGCCUAUAGACGACUAUUAGAUGCAUUGGAUCAAUAUAAAAAAUCCAGGCAUUUGUACCACAGAUUCAGUUUUGUAGUUAAUGAACUGAAAGCUGCUGAGACAUUGCCCCACAAGACAGCAGUACUGACAUUCAUCAAUGCUAUCAUCAAUUCAACUGGUGAUCGCUUUCAGAGAUGCAGAAUUCGCAAUGAAUUUAUUGGCUUGUCACUACUUGAUGUGCUGUCCUUCCUUCAGCGAGAAGAUACUGAUGAAGACCUGUAUACACAAUUACAAACAUUCAUUGAAAAAAAACAUGAAGAUGAAACAAGUGUAGAUAUCAAUUCAAAUUUAGACCUAAGUAGCCCACAGGACUUGGCUGAUGCUAUACAAAGUAGAGUUUUUGGAGGUUCCAAAAUGGUAUCAUUUGUGAAUAUACUUCAGGAUCUGUUAGCUAUAGAGAUACAUGAAAAAGAAAAAAGUGAUAUUUUAUGGCAGUUGUUAGAGAGGCACACACAUCACUUGGUGCAUGGCUGCAGUGAUGCCACAAGCUUAUCAGAAAUGGACACAGAGCAAGCUUGUCAGGCACUGGUUACAGCAGAUUUGGCCUCCUCCCCCAAAGUGAUUGCCGAGAAGAAAAUCACACCUGUGGAAAUCACUAAGAUGACCAACCAGAACAGCUCAUCCUUGAAAAAGGAAAGUUUCGGGUUGAAAGCUUACUCCGAUUCUGGAUACAUGGGAUGUGAGGAUAAGCUAAGCCCUCCUAGCUACACAGCUGACAAUGGCACAACUUUCAACUUUGGUACUAUCAGUCCUAUGACUCAUCUUAUUUCCAACAAACAAUUACAAGAUGUUGGAAAACAGCUGACUUUCCAUAACAAGAAAAAUAAAGAAAAUGUUGGGAGUGCUGAGAAUAUCCAUAGGAUCAGCAUGUAUGACAACUCUUCUCCCCUCAAACUUCCACCCAGAUAUGCUGGGCCUUCUCCUCGAAAGAGAAAAGCUUGUGGCAUUAUCAAUUCUCCCAUUGCCCAGGAUCUAAAGAAAGACACUAAAGCAGUGUUGACAAUGAAAAGAGCACCCAGCAGGCAGAGCUCUUUAAACACUUUACAAAAGGAUGUGGAAAAAAGUCCAGUUGACAAAUGCACACGUGUCAACUAUUACAACUACCAACGAAAUAAAAUUGCCUAUCCGGCUUAUGAUAUGAAAAACCUAAAAUGGAUAAAACUGGAUGAACCGGAUAUUGCAAAGUUUGCACACUGUAUAUGGCUGAAUUGUGAUGUCUCCAAGUUAAAGCUGCAGCCAGACUUUCAGCAAGUAGAAGAAGUUUUCAAAGAAAAAGUUUCCAAAAAUGAUAUUCUAGAGACAUCCUUACUAAGCAAUGCAACUAGACUCAGCCUCAAUCUAUUCUUGAACCGCCUUGAAGAAGAACCUAUAGCACUUGUUCAGAAACUGUCCACCGGAGAUACAGCAUGGCUUCCAUUGCCCUUAAUCAAAUAUUUGAUGGACAUUCUUCCAGACCAUGAUGAGAUAAAACACUUAAAAUAUUACAAUGGCAAUCUACUGGAACUGGGUCAAGCAGAGCAAUUCUUAUUGCAUCUGUUGGACUUGCCCAACUACAGGAUAUUACUUAUGGGCCAGCUGAGAAGAGCAGAGUUCACAGUGAUGACUUCACAGCUGAACCAAGUUCUGACUAGCAUGCUGGAAACUUCUAGAUCUCUUUUAGUCAGCGAGGGUCUUAAGGAAAUGUUUAUGUUAAUUUUGAGACUUGGAAAUUUUCUGAAUCAUGGUCAGUACAAUGGAUAUGCUAGUGGAUUUAAACUUGGCAGCUUGUCAAGGUUAGCAGAUGUUAAAACGUCAGAACCUGGACAUAAUCUUGUCCAUUUCAUGGUCAGUUUGGUGGAUAGUACAGAUGAGCAGCUAUUAACAUUCUUAAAUGAAAUACCAAGACUUGAGAAAGCAGCCAGCUACAGUCCAAGCCAAAUUAAAGCUGACUUUGACAAAAUGAAUUCUGAGAUUAAUACCUUUGUUCGUCUGCUGGUCAAUGCUAGUCCAAGUAUUAGAAAAGAUUUUGAUGCUUUUCUAGAGGAGGUCAAGUGUACAUUUAGAGAUCUACAGGGUCACAUUUCAGAACUGAAACUUCAAACCCACAGAUUAGCGGAAUAUUUUUGUGAGUUGGAGACAUUUGACAUACAGUACUGCUUUACAACACUACUUAACUUCUUUAAACAGUUGCGUCAGUGUCGACAGGAAGUACAACUCAUGAGAAAACAGAAAAGUAUAGCAGAGAAACAUAAUGACCAGUUCAAUCAGAAAUUGAGAAACAAACAUUUAGCCCUCAAAUUUGGUCUGGAUGCAGCUGCCAGCUCAUCCAUGGUAGAAGAGAGGAAGCCAAUGGUAGAAACUUUGUUGACAGAGCUUCAUCAUGGUAACUUUAAGCCUACAUUGAUACAGUCCUCACAUCCAAGUGCACUGUCUGCCAAGAACUCACCUAAGACCACGCCAAAGAAGUCUUGCACCACACCGGAGCGUGACUUGAAUCAAAUGGACUUGAGUGGGAUUACAUUGAUGGGAACACCAAUGAUUAACAGGCCUUCAAGUGAAAUGUAUGACGCAGACCUGACUAUCACUGCUAUAAGUACAGCUCCUAAAAUAGUUACAAGCUCAGUAAAAAAUCUUCACUCUGCUCCAUUGACUUUGUAUAGCAGACUUCAAAGAGAACCACCUGCAGUGCCUACUAAAGUUAACACUGUCAGGACACACCACAGAAGCCGAAGUGAUUUAGCUGAUUCUAUCAAUGUAACCCAGAAGUGGAUCAGGUACCAAGAGCAAGCCCAGCAGGAUCACUUACUCGUCCCCUUGGCUCAACCAGAGAGCUCUAUGAUGCUAGCCACUCUCAAUCUUGAAGCUGGCUGCAGAAAGUUUCCCUACCAACAGCCCAUCUCACUGGUAGCUGGCCCAACCAUUGCAUUGCCUCAGUGUCCUGACCAUUCCACAGAUGAUGAGGAUCUGGGUACAGGGCAGUUUGUCCGGAAUGGCAAAAGAGGAGAAAGAAAGUCAGGAACCCUUGCCAACUUUUUCAACAAGAUUGCCAAGGCCCUAAAGCAGAAGAACUCUGAGCAGAAGUCACCAGCAAAUGGGAACUUACACGGAGAAGAUGGUGCCCUCAAGGGACUGUCCAAAGUGAACAAUGGAAAUACACCAUCCAGUCCGUAUCCAGUAAUGAAGAUCUCUGACAAGGAAAAUGUUCAUCCUGAGAAUGGGGGUCAGAACAUGGUAUUUGAAAAGCAACGGAAACACCCUGCUCGGCUGUCCAAUCGCUUCCGAGGUAAAUCAGCAAAGUGAUAAUUAGUUGGUCAGAAAACAUGAGAUUCAUCAAUUUCCAAUUGGAGUACAUGUUUUUCUUAUUUUUUUCUUCACUAUUUAGUUAUAGUCUUUUUUUUUAAUGAAAAAAUCAGCUUUCAAAAUGGCUUGGGUAGGAAAAAGUAUUUCAUGUGGCUUUUAUUUGUUGUGAUUUGUAGCAUUCAUAGAAGUAUACUUUUUUCUUGGGGUUUCUUUGGGAAUAUUAAAUUAAGUACUCUUUUGUGUACUUAUUUAUUUAUUUUCUUCUAAAACAAUGCUACAAGGGCUUUUAGUGUGUGUUUUUUUUUCUCAUUCUGUGUUAUUUCCAAAAAUUUCUUGUGCUUUCAUUUUUUUUUUUGCUGCAUUUGUUAGAUUUAGCGAAAUUUAUGUUUUUCUCAAUUUUCCUAUUUACUUUUUUUAUAGAUUAAAAAAAAAUCAUCAAACAUUCAUUUUGGUUAUUUUUUUUUGUCUAGCUUUUUACAUAAGGAAAACAAUUUGGAUGUUUGGAUUUAGCCAUAAAAUAAAUAUUUUUUUCUGGUCAUUAAUACAUAUUUCUAGUAGUUUAUGCAGUAACUUUUUUUUUUUGGUCACAGUUGCACGACUAGUCAACAUUUGCUUUUGAAAUAUUUUUGAGCAUUUUUUUUUUCAAUUGUUUUUCUUGUGUGUGUGAUAAUCUUGAAGGAAUUGAUUUUGUGUGAUACCAAAAGUUUUGUAUUGCAUCAUCUGCAGCAUUCAUUGCUGAGUUGCAAUGUUGUGAGUUUAAUUUAUUCCAUGUCUCAAUCAAUUUGUACAAACAAAUGUACAGCAGUAUUACUUUCUGAACUUUGUCAUCAAGACUUUUUCUAAGAUUUAAAGCCUAGUCAGGAGCUUUACAUUAUAUUGCUAUACAUUUCUGCUACUUUAUUUGUUUUGGUUACUGUAUAUCAAAGAACAAAACACUUGUGAACAAUGUUCAAACAAUGUUACUGGAUGUCUUUCCUGUUUCUAUAUCUUGCUCACUAUCAAACUUUAGAAGCUCAAAAUUACAGUGAAAACUGCUGAUAUUUGUCAAAAUUAUAACAAAAUGGUUGUUGAGUAUACAUUUUAUUUAUGUUUUGUUGAUAUGCAGAGUUCACUACAGAAGUUCUAUAAACAACUGCUGUUUAAAAUUAAGUUCAGCACAUGCCACAUGUUGAUGUACUAUCUACAGUUCAAUUAGAUCUAGCUGAAGUCAGCUUCCUGUUACACCACAACCUGAUGUAUUAUCUUCAGUUCAAUUAGUUGAAUUCAGUUUGUUGAAUUUAUAAAUUAUAGGCUAAAAUCUGUUUAUUUAAUGUCAAGAUAUAUUUUUGAAAUUGAUGUUAAUAUUUAUUUAGCACAGUCUGUUAUUCUAGGUUUGUAUGUUAUAAAGAAGUUUAGAUUUUCAUUUACAUGUAUUUGCCAAGAACAAUAACAAGUUAAACACAGUUCCUGUGUCAGGGUUUGUUUUAAAACUUCUAUCAAGGUUUUCAGACCUGAUUAAAAAUGUUUAUUUCUCACCAAAUCUGGAAUAUCUACUUGCUAGCCAUUCUCUCUUACUUGGUUGAUGUGUCUGUAGUAAAUAGGUUGUGAUGAAGUGUAUCUCCCAUCUGUUGCUAGAAACUAAUGGAUUAUUUCAUCUAGUCUUUCCAUUAUAUCAUGCAGCAGUCAAGCCUAAGAAAGUGGUUGUUCUGGGCUACAUUGUUAUAAAUGGCAGAUCAGUAGACUAGUCUAAAAGACACAUUGACUUAAUAACACUAGAAAUUUCAGUUUUUCUUUUGAACCCAUGCGUCUUUCAAUAGACAUUUUGUAUUAGGUACACAAUUAUUACAAAAUUUAAUUUUGAAAUCCUUUACUCCAACACAGAGUUAUCAGCUAUAUGAUUCUACAAAGUAAACCUUUUUUUAUACAAUUGUAAUGGUUUUUAACAUCAGCACUAUAAUCUGUUGAAGUAUAUUGCAACAAAAUGUGUUUAUUGGUCACCUUUAUAAUUUAUAUAUACACUUAUAUAUAAAUUUUUAUUGUCUCAACGUGUGCUUCUUACUUCUCAAUUAAAAUUGUUGUCAUGAAAUGUGACUUGAUUUAUGACAAUAUUUUAUUACACAGCUGCUUAGUUUUUAGAAUUGAAGGCAGUAGCUUUUUUGUUUGUUUUUUUUCUCCACUGUAAAAAAAUAAAAAUAAAAAAAAAAUAAA